AUGGCGUCGAAAACACCCCCAAACAUCAUCUUCAUCAUGGCGGAUGACCAUGCCGCCAAGUCGAUAUCAUGCUACGGCGCGGGCAUCAACCACACCCCCAACCUGGACCGCAUCGCCAACGAGGGUAUGCUGUUCAACCAUUGCUACGUCACAAACAGCAUUUGCACGCCCUCGCGCGCGGCAAUCCUGUGCGGCACGCACAACCACGUCAACGGCGUCAUGACGCUCAACUCCAAGAUCAACAAGAGGAUGCCCAACGUGGCCAAGCAGCUGCGCUCGAGUCCCGCCAAUUACCAGACUGCCAUGGUUGGCAAGUGGCAUCUCGGUGAAGGUGCUGAUCAUGAGCCCACGGGUUUCGAUUAUUGGAGCGUGGUGCCCGGGCAGGGCGAGUACUGGGACCCGCAGUUCAUUGAGCCGGAUGGGACAAAGACUGUUCCUGGUUAUACAACGGACAUCAUUACGGACAAGUGCAUUGACUGGAUGAAGGCUCGCGACAAGUCGAGACCGUUUUAUCUCAUGUGCCAUCACAAAGCUCCCCACAGGAGCUGGGAGUACGACAUGAAGCACAAGGAUCUAUACAAAGAUCCCGUUAAGCUCCCCGACACCUUCACGGACGACUACAAGAACCGUGCCAACGCGGCCAAGGUAGCCAAGAUGAAGGUAGCAGAGGACAUGACCUACAACGAUCUCGGCAUCGUCCAGCCAGAAGGCCCCAGGGCUGCGAUUGGCGAGAAGAUGAUUGACUUGUGGUGGUGGAACGACCGCAAGAUCCCGGCGCCGGAGGAUGUCACUUCGCUCAAGUUUCUUUGCAAAAACACCGGAGACGCUUUCACCUUCAAGACAAAGGAGGAGCUCGCGGAGUGGAAGUUUCAGCGCUACAUGCAGCGCUAUCUCCGCACCAUCCAAAGCGUCGACGACAACGUCGGCCGCAUGUUGGACUACCUCGACGCGGAGGGUCUCGCGGAAAACACCAUUGUGGUAUAUACAUCAGACCAGGGCUUCUUCCUCGGCGAGCACGGGUGGUUCGACAAGCGUUUUAUCUAUGAAGAGUCCUUCCUCAUGCCGUUCUUGAUUCGGUACCCGAGAGAGAUCAAGCCAAAGAGCGUGUGCGACGACAUCAUCUGCAACGUCGACUUUGCCCCAACGUUCCUCGAUUUCGCAGGCGUGCGCAUUCCAACAUAUAUGCAAGGCGUAUCCUUCAAAUCACUCCUUCAUGGAAAGACGCCAGAAGACUGGCAGCAAGUCGCCUACCACCGGUACUGGAUGCACAACGACGUCAUCCACAACGCCUACGCACACUAUGGCGUUCGCGACCAGCGGUAUAAGCUGAUUUACUGGUAUAAUGAGGACUUUGGGCUCGAGGGCGCGAGGCCAGGUGAUGCAGACAAAAAAGAAUGGGAGUUGUUUGACUGUCACGAGGACCCGCUGGAGCUGUUCAAUUGUUAUGCCGAAGAGAAGUAUAAGGAUGUGGUUGUGAUGAUGAAGAAGAAGCUGGAGGAUAAGAUGUACGAGAUUGGUGAUGAGCCUGUACAUACCAAGUAUGAAAACCAAUAA
Clonostachys rhizophaga is the source of this 1554-nucleotide messenger RNA. Lineage: Eukaryota; Fungi; Ascomycota; Sordariomycetes; Hypocreales; Bionectriaceae. The record is from the annotation of a GenBank genome assembly.